Molecule: messenger RNA, 1259 nt
Organism: Pristis pectinata (smalltooth sawfish)
Lineage: Eukaryota; Metazoa; Chordata; Chondrichthyes; Rhinopristiformes; Pristidae
Product: prostaglandin F synthase 1-like
Exons: 9
Coding region: 156-1130 (324 amino acids)
Cellular component (GO): cytosol
Molecular function (GO): aldose reductase (NADPH) activity
Source: RefSeq, a predicted model, not a curated record
UGACUGUUUCGUAAGUGGGCAGAGUUCCCUUGGGGGAGGGAGGGGAAGGAGUGGCCUCCUCACCCUACGGUCGGGUCAGCCCGGCUCCUGGCCGAGCCGCCGCCGCGGUAUUUAGGGCGAGGCCGGAGCCGCCGUUACCGAUAGCCCGAGUCGCCAUGAGCUCAGUCCCGGAUCGCCUGGUCCCUCUCAGUGAUGGGAACUCCAUGCCCAUCCUCGGCCUCGGAACCUACGCCAUGGGCCCGUUCGUUAAAGGUGAGACAGUAGAGGCUGUGAAGGCUGCCAUUGAAAUUGGGUACCGCCAUUUCGAUGGAGCGUUGGUAUAUGGCAAUGAAGAUGAAGUUGGUGAAGGUAUUCGGGCAAAGAUAGCUGACGGAACAGUGAAACGGGAAGAUAUAUUUUACACUGGCAAGGUUUGGAUGACUUAUCUUUCUCCCUCCUUGGUCCGAAAAGCCCUGGAAAAGACGCUGAAGACCCUACAGCUUGACUAUGUUGAUUUGUUCAUUAUUCACUGGCCGAUGGGUUUGAAGCCAAGAGAAAAGCUGUGGAUUCCCAAGGACGCGAGUGAAAAGAUUGUUAUAGAGGACGUGGAUUUUUGUGAAAGUUGGUUGGUUAUGGAAAGCUGCAAAGACGCUGGCUUAGUGCGGUCUAUUGGUGUGUCCAACUUCAACCACAAACAGCUGGAAACGAUUCUAAAAAUGCCCAACCUGAAAUACAAGCCGGUGUGUAACCAGGUGGAAUGUCAUCCUUACUUAAACCAGGACAAACUGCUGAAGUACUGUCAGUGCAACAAUAUCGUUCUAGUGGGCUACAGCCCUUUGGGGACAAACAGUCCAAAUAACGUCAGUAGAAAAAGUCCUAUACUUCUGAAUGACCCAGUGCUGAAAAAGAUUGGUGAGAAACAUCGUAAAACAACAGCUCAAGUAGUCUUACGUUACCAAGUGCAACGUGGUGUGGCAGUCAUUCCGAAGAGCUUCAAUCCUGGACGCAUGAAGCAGAACAGAGAGAUUUUUGACUUCCAGCUGAGUGAUGAAGAGAUGGAAGUUAUUAAUGGAUUAAACAAAAACAUUCGAUAUAUUGAUCUUAAAAUGUUAACUGACCACCCCAAGUAUCCAUUCCGUGAUGAAUACUGAUGAGGUCUACAUGUGUUGGAGUGUCUUGGUAAUGUACAAGAGCAACAACACAAGCCAGGAAUGUAUCCGAGAUCUCUUGAAGAAAGGAUACUUGGACAAAGAUGAAUAAAAUCUGAACAGCAUUUGGCA